CUCGCUGGGACUCUGUGACCAGCCGUCUGUCACUUUUACCGGGGCUCAGUUUUCUGACAUUACCGCGGAAUGGGAAAUACUGGAUUGAUUUUUUUGUACAUUUGCACUGCAUGAAUGUGUCGCGUAAUGCGACCGACAAUAGAUGCCUUUUGGGGGAAAUAUUUAUGAUUUGGGACGAUUUUGUUGGAGUAGCUAGUUGCUAGCGCUGGGCUAGCGACUGUGCUCUCUACUUCGAACGUAUUUUGCAAGGAUGCUACGGUGGAUACGACAGCAGCUGGGCUUUGACCCCCCUCAUCAGAGUGAGACCAGGACGGUUUACGUAGCAAACCGUUUCCCCCAGCAUGGCCACUACAUACCACAACGCUUUGCAGACAACAGAAUCAUCUCAUCCAAGUACACAAUUUGGAAUUUUGUCCCCAAGAAUCUGUUUGAGCAGUUCAGAAGGAUAGCCAACUUCUAUUUUCUCAUUAUCUUCCUUGUACAGUUAAUGAUAGAUACCCCAACUUCCCCAGUCACCAGCGGUCUGCCUCUUUUCUUUGUGAUUACAGUAACUGCCAUAAAACAGGGCUAUGAGGACUGGCUGAGACACAAGGCAGACAAUGAGGUGAAUGGGGCUCCAGUGUUUGUGGUUCGUAGUGGAAGUCUGGUCCAAACAAGAUCUAAGAACAUCAGGGUAGGGGACAUUGUUCGUGUGGCUAAAGAUGAAACGUUCCCUGCUGACCUGGUGUUGCUGUCAUCAGAUCGUGCAGAUGGCACCUGUCACAUCACCACAGCCAGCCUCGACGGAGAGACCAACCUUAAGACCCACUUCUCUGUGGCAGAGACAUCAGUGUGUCAGUCAGUGUCCCAGCUGGAGGCUCUGCAGGCUGUGGUGGAGUGUCAACAACCAGAAGCUGACCUGUACAGGUUUGUUGGUCGGAUCACGGUGACUCAGCAUGGGGAGGAGAUAGUCAGACCGCUGGGUCCGGAGAAUUUGCUGCUGCGAGGGGCCAGGUUGAAAAAUACCAAAGAGAUUUUCGGUGUGGCAGUUUACACAGGGAUGGAGUCCAAGAUGGCCCUCAACUAUAAGUGCAAGUCCCAGAAACGCUCUGCAGUGGAGAAGUCCAUGAAUACCUUCCUAAUCAUCUACCUGGGCAUCCUCCUGUUCGAGGCCAUCCUCAGCACCAUCCUGAAGUAUGCCUGGCAGGCUGAGGACAAAUGGGACGAGCCUUUCUACAACCAAAAGACAGAACAAGAGAGAAACAGCAGUCCGAUCUUGAAGUUCAUCUCAGACUUCUUGGCAUUUUUGGUCCUCUACAACUUUAUUAUCCCCAUCUCACUCUACGUUACUGUGGAGAUGCAGAAGUUCCUGGGCUCCUUUUUCAUUGGCUGGGAUUUGGACCUUUACCAUGAGGAAAGUGACCAGAAAGCUCAGGUCAACACCUCUGACCUCAAUGAGGAGCUGGGGCAGGUGGAGUAUGUUUUUACUGAUAAGACGGGUACGCUAACGGAAAACGAGAUGCAGUUCCGUGAGUGUUCAAUUAAUGGAACCAAGUACCGGGAAGUUAACGGCAAACUGGUACCGGAGGGAAUGACAGACGAUUCACCAGAUGGUUCUACGCCCCACCUGAUUGGCGAGGAGUUAUUAUUUCUCAAGGCGGUGUCAUUGUGUCACACAGUUCAGAUCAGCUACGACCAGCCAGACUGCCUGGUUGGGGGAGGAGACCCAUUCUCCCAUGCAAACGGUUUCUCUUCCAAUCACAUGGAAUACUAUGCCUCUUCACCAGAUGAGAAAGCUUUAGUAGAGGCAGCAAAGAGAAUUGGAGUGGCCUUCACUGGCAGCAGCGGAGAUACCAUGGAAAUCCAAACAUUUGGCAAGUCAGAGAAGUAUAAACUGCUCCAUGUGUUAGAGUUUGAUGCUGACCGUAGGAGGAUGAGCGUCAUACUACAGACUCCCUCAGGAGGCAAAGUGCUGUUCACCAAAGGCGCAGAGUCAGCCAUCUUGCCUUUCACCACCAGUGGUGAGAUAGAAAAGACAAGAUUGCACGUUGAUGAGUUUGCACUGAAAGGUUUGCGGACCCUGGUGGUAGCAUGUCGCCACUUCAGCCCAGAGGAGUACAUCGAUGUGGACAGGUGUCUGAAUAGUGCCCGCACCGCGCUGCAGCAGAGGGAGGAGAGACUGCAGGAAGCCUUCAGCUACAUUGAGAGAGACCUGCAGCUCCUGGGAGCAACGGGGGUGGAGGACAAACUCCAAGACAAAGUCCAGGAGACCAUUGAGGCUUUACGGCUGGCAGGAAUCAAGGUAUGGGUGCUGACAGGGGACAAACAUGAAACAGCAGUCAGUGUCAGCCUGUCCUGCGGCCACUUCCACAGAACCAUGAACAUCCUGGAGCUCCUGCAGCAGCGCUCUGACAAUGAGUGUGCGGAGCAGCUCCGCAGACUGGCCAGGAGGAUAAAGGAGGACCAUGUCAUACAGCAUGGGUUAGUCGUGGAUGGGGCCAGUCUGUCUUUAGCGUUGAGGGAACACGAGAAGCUCUUUAUGGAAGUGUGUAAAAACUGUUCAGCUGUGCUGUGCUGCCGCAUGGCCCCACUGCAGAAGGCUAAGGUGGUACGUCUUUUAAAAACAUCUCCAGAGAAACCCAUUACCUUAGCUAUUGGGGAUGGAGCCAAUGAUGUCAGUAUGAUACAGGAAGCCCAUGUGGGCAUAGGUAUCAUGGGGAAGGAGGGUCGUCAGGCCGUGAGAAACAGUGACUAUGCAAUUGCCAGGUUUAAGUUCCUGGCUAAACUACUGCUGGUCCACGGUCACUUCUACUACAUUCGAAUAGCUACCCUUGUACAGUACUUUUUCUACAAGAAUGUGUGUUUUAUCACGCCCCAGUUUUUAUACCAGUUCUUCUGUUUGUUUUCACAACAAACUCUGUACGACAGUGUUUAUCUGACACUAUACAACAUCUGCUUCACCUCGCUGCCCAUCCUGGUGUACAGUCUGUUUGAACAGCUGGUCCAUCCACACGUACUGCAGAAUAAACCUGGCCUGUACAGGGACAUCAGCAAGAAUGCUCUGCUGUCUUUUCGGACAUUCCUGUACUGGACUCUGUUGGGCUUCUGUCACGCCUUUGUCUUCUUCUUUGGAUCGUACAUACUGAUGGGAGAAGACACCACACUUAUGGGCAAUGGACAGAUGUUUGGAAACUGGACAUUUGGAACGCUGGUCUUUACUGUCAUGGUCAUCACUGUCACAUUAAAGGUAACCUUGGCUUUAGAGACUCAUUUCUGGACAUGGAUGAACCAUUUUGUGACAUGGGGUUCGAUUGCCUUCUACUUCAUCUUCUCUCUCUUCUAUGGAGGCAUCAUCUGGCCAUUCCUCCACACCCAGGACAUGUACUUUGUAUUCGUGCAGCUGCUGUCCAGCGGCUCAGCAUGGUUUGCCAUCAUCAUCAUUGUCAUAACUUGCCUCUUUCCUGAUGUGGUGAAGAAGGUCUUCUACAGACAUCUGCUGCCCACCAGCACACAGAAGAGUCAGUCUCUAUCAGCCCCCCAGGCGCAGACCCUCAGCUGUGUGGAGUCCCUGUGCUGCUACCAACAUGGGCAGAGCGGCUGUUCCCGCCUGGCCCGCUUCCUGGAGCAAAUGACCGGGCAGUGCCAGGCCAGUGCCAACCAUUGCCACACGUCCAGCUGCAGCAACAGGUGGGGAGGACGACAACGACAACAAACAAUGAUUAUGAAACCUGAUGAAACGUCCCCGCAUCUCGGUUUCAAAAAUUUGGGCUGCAGUCCUGACUGCUAUAGCCCAUAAUGUGGCUACAACUCUACUGUCUUGGAGUGACGUGGACAACUUCUACUCCAACGAUCGCAGCAUCCUGACGCUGUCACCCAUCGAGGCCACCCACUGCUGACUCCCGG
This is a messenger RNA of Seriola dumerili (greater amberjack), 3882 nucleotides long. It is a transcript of the gene atp11b, whose product is annotated as ATPase phospholipid transporting 11B (putative). The transcript is spliced from 30 exons. Gene Ontology annotation, biological process: phospholipid translocation. Gene Ontology annotation, cellular component: endoplasmic reticulum; plasma membrane; recycling endosome. Lineage: Eukaryota; Metazoa; Chordata; Actinopteri; Carangiformes; Carangidae. Bases 251 to 3775 code for a protein of 1174 amino acids. Gene Ontology annotation, molecular function: ATP binding; magnesium ion binding; ATP hydrolysis activity. The record is from RefSeq and is a predicted model, not a curated record.